Dufourea novaeangliae is the source of this 892-nucleotide messenger RNA. It is a transcript of the gene Ggamma30A, whose product is annotated as guanine nucleotide-binding protein subunit gamma-e. The coding region runs from base 152 to 370 and encodes 72 amino acids. The transcript is spliced from 3 exons. The record is from RefSeq and is a predicted model, not a curated record. Lineage: Eukaryota; Metazoa; Arthropoda; Insecta; Hymenoptera; Halictidae. Gene Ontology annotation, cellular component: heterotrimeric G-protein complex. Gene Ontology annotation, biological process: phospholipase C-activating G protein-coupled receptor signaling pathway; sensory perception of taste. Gene Ontology annotation, molecular function: G-protein beta-subunit binding.
ACAGUGCUACCCUAAUAUUCGGCAAGAGCCACCGGAUUUCCUGUGACACGUGCCCGAGUUUCCUUUUCGAAGCUUUUCGUGUUUCGAAGCUCUACGGAGGCGCAAGCGCUAUUCGGCUCUUAUCUGGCGAAAGAGAGGCGCGGCUAUAACCAUGGAUCCCAGUGUGCUCGCCAACAUGGACAAGGACGCGUUGAAGAAGCAGAUCGAGAACAUGAAGUACCAAGUGAGCAUGGAACGAUGGCCCCUGUCGAGAAGUAUCGCCGCGAUGAGGGAGUACGUCGAGGAGAACGAGAAGACUGACCCGCUGAUACACGCGCCCGACAAGAAGAACAAUCCCUGGGCCGAGAAAGGCAAAUGUAUAAUCAUGUAAUCAGGACGUGGAAGCAACGGAGCAGGCGAAGGGAAGAGGAAGAAAGGGACUAACAUCUGAACGAGGGAGGCGGAUCGUUUAACCGUGCUCGGAACGAAACGGGGCGAACAGAGCGAAAAAACAGGGAAACCGUGUAACAAGAGAGAAAUGACGAAAUGGAAGUGGAGAGAGAUCGCGAAACCAGGGGACAAAUUAUCGAGAAGCCACGUGACGAUGGAGUUCGAUUGCAAAUUCUUAGGUCGACCAAGAAGAGGGGUUCCGUUUUUCUGUGUAUCGGAAAUGGCUAAACAGGAGGAACCGACGACCAGCGGGACGCGAAGUCUGAACGUAACUGGAGCAAAUUAUUCUAACAAUCGAAUCGAUCACCUGUUCCGUCGUUAGUCACUUUCCCGUUCGGCAUGCAAACAGAAAUGAACGUGUUUGCGCGCGCCAUUUGAACUUGGCAUGCUUCGUGCUGUAACCGUCGGAAGCUGGAUCUCGAGAUCGAAGCCACGCCUCUGUGGGCCAACGGCGCGAGGACAA